Molecule: messenger RNA, 2949 nt
Organism: Dromaius novaehollandiae (emu)
Lineage: Eukaryota; Metazoa; Chordata; Aves; Casuariiformes; Dromaiidae
Gene: B3GNT7
Product: UDP-GlcNAc:betaGal beta-1,3-N-acetylglucosaminyltransferase 7
Exons: 2
Coding region: 223-1434 (403 amino acids)
Cellular component (GO): Golgi membrane
Molecular function (GO): UDP-glycosyltransferase activity; hexosyltransferase activity
Source: RefSeq, a predicted model, not a curated record
UUCACCCACCGGCCAGGCCGAAGCAGGGGGCGGAGGGGCGGGCGAAGAGUUAAGCUACCUGCUCCGCCGUCCCUCUUGACUCCACCUCGGGGAGAGCGAGGGGAGGGAAAAGGGAAAAAGGAGGAAAAAAAAAAGCGAGGGAGGGAAAGGCAGGGGCAGAGCGAGGCGCCCGCACUGCAGGGCAGGAGCCUCCCGCGCCGCCGGCCCCGGCCCGCGCCCAGCAUGUUCCCGUGGAAGAAGACUAUCUACAAAACAGUUUGCCUGUCCUUCUUGCUGGUGAUCACGGUGACAGUGCUGCAAAGGGGAAUGGCCCCCAGCCAGUUCAUGCAGGGCCAGCAGCAGAAAGACCCGCCCCCCCCCGAGCCCCUGAAAACUCAGAAGAGAGACAACGCCUUCUCCGUCACCAGCACUUUCUGGAAGAGCAAGAAGGAGAAAGCUCCUGUGGAGGAGGAGGACGUGACAGAGAAGCACACGAAAUCCUGGGACGUCACCACUACCAACUGCUCGGCCAACCAGAACUUCAGCAAGAUGGACUGGUUCAAAGGGCUGGAGCCGAACUUCCAGCAGUUCCUGCUCUAUCGGCACUGCCGCUACUUCCCCAUGCUAAUCAACCACCCCGAAAAAUGCAGCGGGGACGUCUACCUGCUGAUAGUAGUCAAGUCGAUCAUCACACAGCAUGACCGCCGCGAGGCCAUUCGGAGGACCUGGGGCCGGGAGAAGGAGGUGGAGGGGAAGAAGAUCAGGACGCUCUUCUUGCUGGGCACGGCCUCCAAGGAGGAGGAGAGAGCCAACUACCAGAAACUGCUCGAUUAUGAGAACCACAUCUACAAGGACAUCUUGCAGUGGGAUUUCCUGGACAGCUUCUUCAACCUCACCCUCAAAGAGGUCCAUUUCCUCAAGUGGCUGAACAUCUACUGCGACAGCGUCCGCUACAUCUUCAAGGGCGAUGAUGAUGUGUUUGUGAGUCCCAGCAACAUCCUGGAGUUCCUGGAGGACAAGAAGGAGGGAGAGGACCUCUUUGUGGGAGAUGUUCUCUACAAGGCCAAGCCGAUCCGAAAGAAGGAGAACAAGUACUACAUCCCCAGUGCCCUCUACAACAAAAGCAUCUACCCACCCUAUGCAGGGGGUGGGGGCUUCAUCAUGGAUGGGCCCCUAGCCAAGAGGCUGCACAAGACCUCGGAGACGCUGGAGCUGUACCCCAUCGACGAUGUCUUCUUAGGGAUGUGCUUGGAGGUCCUCAAGGUAUCGCCCAUUGGGCACGAGGGCUUCAAAACUUUUGGCAUUGUGAAGAACAAGAACAGCAAGAUGAACAAGGAGCCGUGUUUUUUCCGGAGUAUGCUGGUGGUUCAUAAACUGCUGCCUCCAGAGCUGCUCCAAAUGUGGGACUUGGUCCACAGUAACUUGACGUGCUCGAGAAAACUCAACAUCCUUUAGCUCAGCCUCUCCGGAGAGCUGGGACUGAAGGGGGCCGGGACAGCUGAGCCCUGCUCUGGGAAGGGGUGAGCCUCGACUCGCGGCACCAGUUCUUCAGGGGCAGCUGCCUCUGGGGUGAGGCGGGCAGAGAGACUGCGUCCGCGGGCAGGGGUUGUGAUAGUGUUUGUUCCUGUACUGUAACGUGGUUUGCUUAUCUCCAGCUGGGUUGGGGUUUGCUGAAAAAGAAGAAAAAAAAACUAGCACGAAAUGAAAAGAGAGAGAGAGUGAGCGAGCGGGAGGAGAUGUUCAGUGGAGGAAAGGGGCUCUCCUCUGUGGCUGCACCUCCUCAGCCUCGCGCUCCCCUUAGGACUCCGGGUUUCCAGGCAGACCGUUUGGGUCCGGCACAGAGGUCCCCAUACGACAGCAGCACCCAGCCGUGCGGGAGCUGGCACACGGAGGAAUGUGCCCGGCCAAAAUGCCUCAGGGAUUUGUUCCUUCCCUCGCGGGGAAGGGGAAGGGACGAGACGAGCUGGCCUUGUGCAGGGCCGAAGCAGCGAGCAGAGAUGCCCGGGCACUGCCCGGCAGGGCGGCCCCAGGAGUGCUGGUGCCUCUCCGGCGUGUGGAGCAGGGCCCAGGUGUUUCGCAUCCCAUCUGCUCCUUUCUGGGGGGGGGGGGACAUUCAUUUCUUCAGGAUGUGGUCAAGGACCAAGCCAGGGAAUGGGACUGGGAGAUGCUGCCCCUUUUCCCCUCCCAAAAGGCCCCGCCCGCGCACAGGGUCUCCUCCAGCGCUCUCGCUCUCGCUCUCUCUCUCUCUCCUUCUGGUGCCAGACAUUGAAGGAAAAAAUUUCUACUACCUCAAAGGUCCCCCUGUGCAGUGCCUUUUUCUUUUUUUUUUUUGCUUUUCUUAAUGUGUUUUGGAAACGUGCCUGUUUCAGUUACUCCGAGUCUGUAUGUUCCCCAGGUUAGAAAACAAACAAGAAAGGGCAAAAGCCAGCCAAAAAAGGCAACUGCGUGCCAGGCCACACCACUUCUCCUCAGCUCAUGCCCCUCGUCUGCUCCCACGAGCUGCAAAUUGGAAGCGGAAGACGCGAAAGAGCCCGUCGCUGCUCCCAGGCGGGCGGCGUUACUGUGAACUCCCAUUUCGGCUGCACCCAGCGGCCACGGCCGAGCUGCUGCCCCGGGGCAAGUGGCAGCGUGGGGCAGAGCCCGGGGGCAUCUCUGUGCCUGCCGCGGGGGUGCGACGCACAACCACAGUCCCGUUCCCAUCCUCGUGCCUUUUCUUGCCAAGGGGAGCGAGUUCAGCAAUAUUUUCCGAAAUGACGCCUCUAAUUUAUGUCAGGUACAGCGGACCGGGCUGCGUACAGCUCCUGUACGCGGCACAGCUCUUGCUCGCUGCAGCGUUGCGCGCGGAGAGCCGGGGCUGCACACCUAAACCUUUCCAUGUUGCUUUUUACCUGGCGGGACCUGUGCAGAGAAACCUUGUAGAUUUGGUGAAUAGUCUAGUUUCUAAAUAAAGGUUUGGAAAAAAAAAAAAAA